AUGAGCCUGUUUCCCCGCCUCGACAAGCAGAGAUUGGGGGAUCUAGAGCCUCAUGAUUGGGAUCUAUCCUCCAGGGAACACGUCAGGAAAUUCAGUAUCUCUUCAAAAUACCCCAAGACGGUCAUUCCUGACCCAGCGAUCUUCAGCGAUGCGAUAGUCCCGGCUCUGAAGUCAGCGGAGCAUGGACUCCCCACACAAUAUCCUAAUCCAGGACAUGUGGCUGCCCAUCUCGGCUUGAUCGAAUGCUUCCGCAAGUUCCAGCAGCACGUCGUCACCUCGGAGCAGCUUGAGAUCCUUGACUUGCCCAGCUAUCCAGGCACUACAAGUGAUGGUAAUGCUCCUACCCCUACUGAGGAUGCCACGGCAAAUGCCUCGAAUACUCCUCGAUGGGAUACCGUGGUUCGUCUUGCAAUUGCCCGCUUUCAGAUCUGGUUUGAAAAUAUUGAAUCCAUUGUAACCCAUGCAGCUGCUUAUCACCGCUUUGGCCCUGACAGCAAUGCUCUUCAUGCAGCUUUCACAGCAGACUACCUACCGCCGUUGGAUGUCAUGCUAGUUUGGUAUGCUUACAUGCAAAUGCCGGGAGCAUACAGACGAGACAAUCUCGCACACAGCUCCCCAAAACUGCUGGAAAUUCCUCUUCCAUGGGAAGCGAUUCUCGCGGUAAUGGACCUGGACCUUUUCACUUACAAUCUUCCACCAGCGGCUGAGAAGCUAUUCACAACUACAACCACCCAAUCUGCCGACAUAUUUGUCUAUCUUAUGCACCCACCGCCGUACACCAACCUCAAUCCGGAGAAGGCAUUUUCAGUCGACCUUGAAUCAGCUGUUCAUGAACUGGUAGACGGGGGCUCAUUUGUAGAGUCGAUGAGCAGCCUUCUCUUCUUACGUUCGCCAUCACUGGAAGGGACGUUGCUUCGUGCCCUAGCCAAAUAUGGAGCCCUAGUCCAAGCUACAGGCAGCAGGGCAAGUUUAUGGCUGGAACGUAUAAAAGAAGAGCCGGCGCUCCAGCUAGUGUGGCGAACGCACAUGCUGUAUCCAAUGGCUUAUAUCGAGUUCAGUGCGAACAUUUUUGGAAGUGACAUUCUUCUAAAGUCCGACGUCGAUUCGCUUGUGCAUACGGCGGACGUCAAGAGCCCACCAAGUUCAGAACCCUCGACUGGUGAUAACGACAGCGUCAGUCUCGAUGCCGCCGACAUAUGUUACUGCUGGCUAUGUGAGCGCAUUCGAGACGAAGUCCCGGACUAUACUACCUCGUCUUCGAAGCUCGCCAGGAGAAUGCUACCGACAACUAGCUCUGGCACCGUGUCUCAACCAGCAAGCCCAACCAGCAGAGGAUUCUCUCAUUUUCGAUCGCGGUCCAUGUCAAGCAAUACGCCGCAAAGCGCCGAUAGUCCUCUUUCGCAGUUGACCAAAGAGCAGAUAGCGUCCAUCAAAGCAGACGUCGCGUUCUAUAGAUAUGUCGAAGAUUUUCGACGCGCGAAUCCGGACGCCACAACGCUUCCAGGGCGACCAGCUACGUCCCGAGACCUGGAGAAGAUCCAGCGUGAGCUAGACGCAAAGAAACGCGUGGGCACAUUUCAUGGGAUGGGCUACACCGUUGAGGUCGUACGGCCUGCAGUUUACGACGAAGCGACGGGUCGACUGCUAAAGAAGGAGAAGACAAAAGUCAGGCGCUCGAAGAAUAUAAAUCCUACAGCGAGAAUUGGUGGCUUCAUGGCAGGCUUCUGA
Exophiala aquamarina CBS 119918 is the source of this 1728-nucleotide messenger RNA. RefSeq lists its product as uncharacterized. The transcript has a single exon. Lineage: Eukaryota; Fungi; Ascomycota; Eurotiomycetes; Chaetothyriales; Herpotrichiellaceae. The record is from RefSeq and is a predicted model, not a curated record. Bases 1 to 1728 code for a protein of 575 amino acids.